CGAAAGAGACAGAGUGGUGAGGAGAGAGGCAUCGUCUCACUGAUGCUGAGUCACAUAACUGAGGGACCACAGCCGCAUCCCAUGAGUCUUUGGGAAUAAUGGAGGAGCUUGAGCACACCUGCCCCCACCCCCGGACGACUCUGACAGAGCCUGCCAUCUUUGCCAGGGAGACCAGUUGCGAUUGUCGAGCCCCUCAUGAGAAACUCACCAUCGCUCAGGCCCGCAGAGGCACCCCAGUGGACCGGCCAGUCAGAGUCUAUGCAGAUGGCAUUUUUGACCUGUUCCACUCCGGACAUGCUCGUGCCCUCAUGCAGGCCAAGAACCUCUUCCCCAACACCUACCUCAUAGUAGGAGUGUGCAGUGAUGAGCUGACCCAUAAGUACAAAGGUUUCACAGUCAUGACGGAGCACGAACGUUACGAAGCGUUGAGACACUGCCGCUACGUCGAUGAGGUUUUGAGAGACGCACCCUGGACUCUCACGCCCGAGUUCCUUGAGAAACACAAGAUCGAUUUUGUGGCUCAUGAUGAUAUCCCAUACUCCUCAGCAGGAAGUGAGGACGUUUAUAAACACAUCAAGGAGGCAGGGAUGUUUGUGCCCACACAACGCACGGAGGGAAUCUCAACAUCUGACAUAAUUACCAGAAUUGUCAGAGACUAUGACGUCUACGCCCGACGCAACCUCCAGCGUGGCUACACGGCCAAGGAGCUUAACGUCAGCUACAUCAAUGAGAAGAAGUACCGACUACAGAACCAGGUGGAUCGCAUGAAGGAGAAAGUUCGCACGGUGGAGGAGAAGAGCAAACAUUUUGUUUACCGUGUGGAGGAGAAGAGUCACGACCUCAUUCAGAAGUGGGAAGAGAAAUCUAGGGAAUUUAUUGGCAACUUCUUAGAACUUUUUGGACCAGAUGGAACUUGGAAACAGGUGUUUCAGGAGCGCAGCGGUCGGAUGCUGUCCUACGCUCUGUCUCCAAGAGAGUCGCCCUGCAACAGCCCACCCCGCGAACUGUCCCCCCUGCGCUCUCCCUCGCCCCCGUCUCCCCCCGCACGCUGGCACAAUGCACGGCCCUCGCCCCCAACCUCCCCCAAAGGGGCGUCAGCAUCUAUAAGCAGCAUGAGUGAAGGUGACGAAGACGAGAAAUAGAUGGACUGUUGAACACACUCACGCACCCAUGCACACACAAACACUUCACUCACACUACACUGCCCGAGAACCUCACACACACAC
Molecule: messenger RNA, 1226 nt
Organism: Toxotes jaculatrix (banded archerfish)
Lineage: Eukaryota; Metazoa; Chordata; Actinopteri; Toxotidae
Gene: pcyt1ba
Product: phosphate cytidylyltransferase 1B, choline a
Exons: 8
Coding region: 99-1142 (347 amino acids)
Biological process (GO): CDP-choline pathway
Molecular function (GO): phosphatidylcholine binding; choline-phosphate cytidylyltransferase activity
Source: RefSeq, a predicted model, not a curated record